This is a messenger RNA of Sardina pilchardus (European sardine), 2472 nucleotides long. It is a transcript of the gene got1, whose product is annotated as glutamic-oxaloacetic transaminase 1, soluble. The transcript is spliced from 9 exons. NCBI's taxonomy places the organism in Eukaryota, Metazoa, Chordata, Actinopteri, Clupeiformes, Clupeidae. Gene Ontology annotation, molecular function: L-aspartate:2-oxoglutarate transaminase activity; pyridoxal phosphate binding. Gene Ontology annotation, cellular component: cytosol. The record is from RefSeq and is a predicted model, not a curated record. Gene Ontology annotation, biological process: L-aspartate biosynthetic process. Bases 112 to 1344 code for a protein of 410 amino acids.
CUGUUUGAAGGUGAAGGUCUUUGCUUUGCUACUCCAACCACUGAAAGCGCGGAACUCAGAUCUGCCAUCUCCCUGCCGUAUCUGUCUUCUGCCCAGGAGUUCUCUGCAGUCAUGUCGCUGUUUACUGAAGUCCCGCAAGCGGCCCCCGUGGCUGUCUUUAAAUUAUCGGCAGAUUUCCGUGAUGACAAGGACCCCAGGAAGGUGAAUUUAGGAGUCGGAGCGUACCGUACGGACGAUAGCCAGCCCUGGGUGCUGCCUGUGGUGAAGAAGGUGGAGAAGAUGAUCGUGGAGGACAGCAGUCUGAACCACGAGUACCUGCCCAUCCUGGGGCUGCCCGAGUUCCGCUCCAACGCCUCCAAGAUCGCCCUGGGAGACGACAGCCCCGCCAUCAAGGAGAAACGGGUGGGUGCAGUACAGUGCCUGGGUGGUACUGGUGCUCUGAAGAUUGGGGCGGAGUUUCUGCGACGUUGGUAUAAUGGAACGGACAACACCAAAACACCCGUCUACGUGUCCGCUCCUACCUGGGAGAACCAUAACGCGGUCUUUGGCCAGGCGGGCUUUGCCGAUGUGCGUCCAUACCACUACUGGGAUGCUGAGAAGAGGGGUCUGAACCUGAGCGGUUUCCUUGGCGACUUGGAGGCAGCUCCAGAGCAUUCCAUCUUCGUGCUGCAUGCGUGUGCACACAACCCCACCGGCACCGACCCCACUCAGGACCAAUGGAAGCAGAUCGCAGAGAUCAUGAUGAGGCGGAAUCUGUUUGUGUUCUUCGACUCGGCCUAUCAGGGCUUUGCGUCGGGCUGCCUGGACAAGGACGCCUGGGCCGUGCGCUACUUCGUCUCUCAGGGCUUUGAGAUGUUCUGCGCUCAGUCCUUCUCCAAGAACUUCGGCCUUUACAACGAGCGCGUUGGGAACCUGACCAUCGUGUCGAAGGACGAGGACAACCUGACGCGGGUUCUGUCCCAGAUGGAGAAGAUCGUCCGGGUCACCUGGUCCAACCCUCCCACUCAGGGAGCCCGCAUCGUCGCCACCACCCUCUGCUCACCUGAGCUCUUCCAGAUGUGGAAGGAUAAUGUGAAGACCAUGGCAGACCGUGUGCUCCUGAUGAGGGCCCAGCUGAAGGAGAAGCUGCUGGCACUGGGAACUCCAGGCACCUGGGAACACAUCACCGAACAGAUCGGCAUGUUCAGCUUCACAGGACUCAAUCCUAAGCAAGUGGAGUACAUGAUCAAGGAGAAGCACAUCUACCUGAUGGCCAGUGGUCGCAUCAACAUGUGCGGUCUGACCACCAAGAACAUCGACUACGUUGCCGAGUCCAUCCACGACGCCGUCACCAAAGUCCAGUAGAUCGGCUGACCAGCACUGCCCGCCCACCCACCAACCCUGUGUGUGUGUGUAUGUGUGUGUGUUUGUGUGUGUGUGUAUCCAUCCUCUUCAUCUCAGGCCAGCUGUCUCACACACACGUCUGUCUAGAUCUCAGGCCAGCCGUGGCAUGCGCACACAAUUGUCAGAUAACAUAUAUACACACACUAUAGGCUUCAUUGGUAGAGAUUUGUGUUUAUUCAUUGUGUCCUCUCCUCUUUGUGUGUGUGUGUGUGUGUGUGUGUGGUCCUUGUAAUUCUUCAGUAGUUGUGUAUGAAGAAACAGCACUUUGUUGUGGCAUUCAGAUCUCACCACAUCUCCAGACACAACCGUAUUUCUGUGGGCUCAGAAGAGGCCUGUGUGUGUGUGUGUGUGUGUGUUUGUGUGUGUAGAAAGAGAAAGAUGAAUACUGUUCCAUUUAAAGCACAUUUAUGGGUUUGUCUUCAUUCAAUCAGGGUUGAAGGAGAGAGAGAGAUUGUGUGUGUGUGGGUGUGGGUGGGAGGGGACCUAAGUGAUGUCUCAUACUGAUGCUUUGUUUCAGUCUAAAGAUCAAAGCCUUAGUCUCAUUGCACAAGACCUUCUCUCACUGUGUGUGUGUGUGUGUGUGUGUGUGUGUGUGUGUGUGUGUGUGUGUGUGUGUGUGUGUGUGUGUGUGUGUGUGUGUGUGUGUGUGUGUGUGUGUGUGUGUGUGUGUGUGUGUGUGUGUGUGUGUGUGUGUGUGUGAGAUUGAUAUUGAUGAAUGUACUGUAUAGAUGUAUAGUUUUAAGUCGGAAGUUAGCCAGUGAGCACCACACUCCCAAUACUGGCUUACACCUACCCACACACUUACACACACACACACACACACACACACACACACACACACACACCUACUUGUCUCGGCAAAGAGGUUGUUGUUUUAUGUGUGUUAGGUUGCACUAUAUGUCCAUGACAUUUCAUGACACCUGUGAGCUCGGGAGUGUGUGUGUGUAUGUGUGUGUGUGCGUGUGUGUGUACCUCUGACGAUUCCUCUCCUGGUGGACCACUGUCACCUCAGCCGCUAAGCAGACAAACUGAUGAACUUAAUUAUGGAAAUAAAUAAGGAAAUAAAUAAACAAGCUUACUGUACACAAA